GUGGGGAGGGAAACUAAAGCAAGGGCAUCUGAUUGGCUGCCGGGGUACGCCCUUUCCCCGCCUCACAGAAGGAAGGUACCAAUGAACUCUGGGAAAGUGGGAGAAGGCGCAUCCUUCAAGGGGAAGGAGCUGAAGCUACGUGCCUGACGUCGGGCUCCCGGCAGCCUAGCUGGGAAGGGGAUGAAGGUGCCCAGUACAAUGCAGACGAGUGAGUUUGACUCAUCAGAUGAAGAGCCAGUUGAAAAUGAACAGACUCCAUUUCAGGUAUCAUGGCUACCCUUAUCCCUUGUGAAUUGUUCUCAGUUUCUAGGUUUAUGUUCUCUCCCAGGCUGUAAGUUUAAAGAUGUUAGGAGAAAUCUCCAAAAGGACGUGGAAGAACUAAAGAACUAUGGUAUACAAGAUAUAUUUGUAUUCUGUACCAGAGGAGAACUGUCAAAAUAUCGAGUACCAAACCUUUUAGACUUCUAUCAGCAGCAUGGAAUCAUCAUUCACCACCAUCCCAUCCCAGAUGGAGAUACCCCUGACAUAGACCGAUGCUGUGGAAUCCUGCAAGAGCUUGCAGUCUGUCUUGAAAAUAAUCGGAAAACCUUAAUACAUUGUUAUGGAGGACUUGGGCGAUCUUGUCUUGCAGCUUGCCUUCUACUGUACUUAUCUGAUACAGUAUCACCACAACAAGCAAUUGACAGCCUUCGAGACUUAAGAGGAUCCGGGGCCAUACAGACCAUAAAGCAAUAUAAUUAUCUUCAUGAUUUCCGAGACAAACUGGCUGCACAUCUGUCAACAAGGGACUCAGUAUCAAGAUCUGUAUCUAGAUAAAGAACAAUAUCAAUUUCUCACACAUAAAAAUAAGAUCCUUUCGGAAAUUUUAUGUAGUCAUCAGAAAUUUAUUAGUGUAACUAAUUCAAAUGAAAACAUGCCUGUACAGAUAUAUUACUAAAGUUUUUUGAGUUGUCAUUUUGUGUUCUUAUUUAGGGAUAUUUGAUGCAUAAAAAUCUUUGUUUUAUAUUACUGCAUGAUUGUAUUCAGCAUCCUUUAGAUACUUGUCAUGAUCCCUAUGUAGUGCUAAUGAAUAAGAAUACAAACUACCCUGGUCCUGAGUAGAAGACUGGAAAUUCCUCCUGGGUAUCUUGAUUUUUGAUCUUUCUUGAUCCUGGUUUACUUGCUUUUAAUGGUUUGUAUGCUUAAUGCAAUAAUGUUCUUUUUUCCCUCUCAUCAGAAUCCUGUUCUAUUUUUGAACUUUAAAAUUAUAUGAAUAUUACUUUUCUUUAGUUUGCUGACUGCUCAUUUUAACCAACCUAGAUUUAAUCUCAUGCAUUAAAGAUGACUAAAUUAAGAAAAUGUAACCUAAUUCAACAUUCCUUCUUAAAGCAAUUAAAGUCUCCUGUUUUAAAUUAUGCUUCCCAAACUCUCAAAUGAAUUUUAGACAUGGAAGACCAACAUACUUUUUAAGUUUUUACAUAAUAUUAGUUGGCUAUUAGGUAGUAAUAUCAUGUUCUAUAGGGUAUUGAUAUGUCUCCAAAGUAUAAUUUAUUUACACUGUACUUUAACAUCUAGAAACUCCAAAGGAAAUCUUUGUCUAUCAAAUAGUCUAACCUCAUCUUGCUACUGGAUAAUUGUAGUUUUUUAGAAGUGUUUCAAAAUAAUUGUGUUUUCAAGAACUCUAAACCACAAAACGUGUUCCAUGAACGAAACUCAUUACAUUAAUGUAUUUUAAUUAGAAAGUUAAUUCAUAGUUGUACUAAGGAACAUAUUAAAAAAUUACACAUCCUAUUAAUAUUCAAGUGAAAAUCCUAAGAAUUUAAAUUAUUCUCUCAAACCAUACAUUACCAUAAAUCAAGGGCAUUUUUGAACAGUGAAAAGUACAAUGGAAAUUUCAUUGCAGAGAUUUCCUAAGAAAUAACAUUCUGCAUUUUGAACAAAAGUACAAACUAAACAAACUUUUAACAGCAAAUAUCUUUGAAUCUUCAUUUUGCUUUCAUAUAGUAUAAAUUAUGCUGCCACUCUUCUAUUAAGGAUAAUAAAUAUAAUGCCACUGGUUAACUAUAAGGUCAACUACAUACUCAUUUUUAUAUCUGUUUCCAUUUAAAUGUCAUUUUUAUAUUAACAUGUAGAAUCCACUUAAAUUAUUUUAAACAGCAAACAAAUAUAACUUUCUGCAUAAUAGAACAUCAGACCAGAAACUUAGCACUCCGCAUAUUGCAAGUAUUUGGAGUUAGUGUAUGAUACGAUAGCUGGUUAACUGUAGCUGGAUAACAUGGAAAGACACAACCAAAAUAUGGGAGCAGGGAGAGAAUAAAAAAAAAUCUAAAAGAUUUAAUAAUCCACAAGCCAAAUAACUGCAUUUUAAAUAUGUGGUGCCACUAACAUAAACCACACAAACCACAAAUACUUUGACAGUUUUUAUUAAAUAUACAAAUGCAGAAUAAAUUCAUUGAGCUAUAAGGACCAAUUUUAAGUGCAUUUUCUUUGGUCAUAUAUAAAACCUUGUAAGCUUAAAACCUGAUAAUUUGUUUUAUGUAAUAAUGUCCUUUUUAUAAAAAAUAUGCUAAAAUAAACUAUAAUUUGUUUUGUCAGCCUCCAGAUGUAUGUCUUGUUCAAAUUUAUUACUUAAUUGCACCAUUACUUUCAGGAGAGAAGACAAGAAAAUUGUAACCCAGGAGAAGCAUAUUAUAUAUAGAAAAAACUUGACAGUUUAAACUUAAAAUCUCAAAUGUCAAUUCUGAAAUACAUCAAGAUGCUCUCUAAAUGUACACAGUUACACAGUGAAUACUAUUAAAACUAUUAGUGCUUCUGAAGCGACAUCAUUAUUACAUUGUAGGAGCACCAUAUAGUUAAAUACUGUUUCCCAAUUCCCAACAAACCAAAUGCCAGAGUUAAAAUCUGGUGAUUAAAGCUAUAUCCUUGGUCUAACUAGUACAACAUCUUUUAUAAGUACAGAUAAGUUAGCUCAAACAGUAAUACCUAUAAAAGCAGAACCAUUUUUUUCUUCCAUACAGACAAUUCAAUGGGAUUUAUUAACAUCAAAAUAUUGUUUGCACAGUACAAUUCUAAUAUUAGAGCUUCUUCCUAGCAAAAUAACUAAAUUAUUUCACUUUUUACAACUGGUGUAAAAAGUUGCAAAAAAUUUUAAGGAUGAAUAUAUUAUAAUAGUGGUGGGAGAAUUAAGAUUUUCUUCCCUAGUGAAAUGAUUAUUGCUAUGUCAGACUAUAGUUCUUAUUCAUCAGUGUUGCUGAAUAACUUGCAGUUAAUUCUGUUGUGAUUUCUUGCCAGAUGCACAGUUAGACACCAUAAAAAUGCAUUUGCAAUUUUAAUAAAAUUUCUUGGUACAAAAUAUU
Messenger RNA from Sarcophilus harrisii (Tasmanian devil), 3335 nucleotides. It is a transcript of the gene CDKN3, whose product is annotated as cyclin dependent kinase inhibitor 3. The record is from RefSeq and is a predicted model, not a curated record. Gene Ontology annotation, cellular component: nucleus. Gene Ontology annotation, molecular function: protein tyrosine phosphatase activity. Bases 181 to 816 code for a protein of 211 amino acids. Lineage: Eukaryota; Metazoa; Chordata; Mammalia; Dasyuromorphia; Dasyuridae. Gene Ontology annotation, biological process: protein dephosphorylation. The transcript is spliced from 8 exons.